AUGACGCCAACCCCCCCUUCUACCUCGUCGAGUGUGGCCGGGCAUUCACCCGAGGGUCAGUACAGGGUGGUCAGGAAGAGAAACAGAGUUCCGCUUUCCUGCGCUCCCUGCCGACAGAGAAAGCUAAAAUGCAACCGCUCUAAUCCCUGUGAAAACUGUGUGAAGAGAGGAGAUGCUAGCUCAUGCUCAUAUGCUCAGCCCGGUUCUCGAAAGAAGAACUCGUUGACGCAAAGCGCCUCUAGCUCGCCUGACGAUAUGCAGAACAGAAUAGACAGACUGGAAAGCCUGGUUCUGUCACUUAUGACCAAUGGGUCGCAAUCAGCCGGGCCUGCCGCUGCAGUGGCUGCCAUUUCCGGCAACGACAGCAUUGGUUCUGCGCAGACUUCUCAGGAUCUCGAGCUCGAGGAUGAAGCAGAUGGACUGGAGGAGAGCGAUACAGAGGCCGUUACCAAGUCUUUUGGUGUCAUGAAAAUGGACAACAACAAGUCAAUGUACAUCAGCGAAGCUCACUGGGCCUCUGUAUUGAAUGAUAUCGCGGAAGUCCGUCAAUUUUUCUCGAGCCAUAAAAAGCAGUACGAGGAGCAGGCCCAACGAUUAAAGGCUUCGAAACCAGAAGAGGAUACAUCUAUGUUAUUGUUUGGGUCAACCAAGUGUCCGAGCAAAGCAGAAAUUAUGGCUCCCUUCCCAUCAAGAUAUACGACGGAUAUGUUGAUUGCCCGUUAUUUCAACACUUAUAGCCCGGCAACUCAUAUUAUUCACGUUCCAACUUUCCAAAAAGAGUAUAAUGAACACUGGAAAGAUCCAUCUGCCUCCUGCCCUGUCUGGAUUGGUAUGCUUUAUGCCAUGAUGCGAUUGGCUAUGCUGUCAUAUCAUCGCGAUGGGGAUGAGCCGCCAGAGUUCAUAGGAAAGUCUCUUGAUAUGGCGAGGAAUUUCCGUCACCUGAUGUCGCAAUGUCUAAUUUUGGCUGAUUAUACGAAACCUUAUCCGUACCUCAUUGAGACUUUGAUUCUUCACCUCCACGGCGACUUCAAUCAGACGAAAGAUGCAGAUAUUUCGGUAUGGAUCAUGGUCGGUAUAAUCACGCGAUUAGCAAUGCGCAUGGGAUACCAUCGAGACUCCAAAAUGUUUCCGAACAUCACACCUUACCAAGGCGAGAUACGACGACGCGUGUGGUCAGUUGUCAGACAAGCAGACCUUCUCUUCUCGUUUCAGGUUGGCAUGCCUAGCAUGUUGCGAACCGGUGACAGUGACACGGAAAUCCCACGAAACCUAUAUGACGAAGACUUUGAUCAAGACAGUAAGGAGCUUCCGCCUCCACGACCAAACGACGAAGCCACACCUAUGUCGUACUUGAUAGCGAAAGCUCGCUUGUCCUUCACCUUUGGUCGUGUCAUUGAGCAUACUUCUGCCGUCACGAAUGCACCAUAUGAGACCGCGAUGGAGAUCGACACGGAACUGCGGCGCGCCCGAGAUUUGAUUCCUGAUCAUUUAAGAGUUCGUCCAAUGUCCGAAUGUCAAAAUGACCCAGCGGAUUUGAUAGCCUCGAGAUUUCAUAUUCAAAGCGUGUACCAUAAAGCACAAUGUGUCCUUCACCGACAAUAUAUCGCUCGUGCUAGGAGCAACCCUAGAUUCACACAUUCUCGCCGCACUUGCAUCGACUCGUCGAUGGAACUCCUGCAAUAUCAAUCCAUACUUCACCAGGAGUCGGGCUCGAACGGACGCCUGCGCACACAAAGUAGCGAGAACUCCAUCACAAAUAACAACUUCUUGCUUGCUGCUACGAUUAUUUGUCUUGAUCUUUACCAUGGGCUGCAACUGCAGGCCGCUGGGCGGCCAUCUGGUGACCUGUAUACCUGGGGCCGAGAAAGGCGGGACGAGAUGCUUGAAGCUAUUCAGAAAGCCCACCAAAUCUGGACCGACCAGAAAGACAAAUCCAUGGAAGCAUACAAGGCCUCGGGAGUCUUGCGAGUCAUGCUUGCCAAGCUGACCUUCUCACCACAGCCGGCGAACACUGAUACUACAAACCCGACUCUACUAGAGGUCCCUGAUGAAAAGCAAAACGCCGCGAUGACCCUUGGCUUGUUGAGCAGCGGAAUGAGCCCUCAACAUCCAGGGACCGCCAGCUUCACUGGCAUAGACUCGUCUCUCCCGUCGGCGGGCUUUGCUGCAGAUCCUUUGGCGCUGACUUCUCCGUUUGGCAUGUUUGGGCAGGUGCCAGAGAUGCAACUUGAUUGGGACGCCUGGGAUAGCUAUAUCGGCAAUUCUACCCUAGACAACCCCAACACACUAUGGCCGAUGCUCGACAUUACACAACAGUCUCCCGGAGCGAUCAGCCAACCAACAAACCCCCCACCACUGGAUGGCGUUCGAAUGCGCAAUCGGCUACCUGGCGUACUUCCCUCGGACACUGGCAUGGUAUUCGAUCCAUCUGCACCAGGAACCUUCAUGGCCGGCCCGAAUAGCAACAAAUCUAGCCCGCAGAGCCAACAACAACAGCAACAGCAUUAUGAUAAGUUUACCACAGCUUCCGUGAUCCGGGAUUUAUCAAGCUCAUCAUAUCUGCGAACUAGGUUUUCUGCUCUUCGACCGGCUGCGCGCCGCUUUUUGACCACCAGAUCAGCCACUGUCUUCUCUCAGUCGAGGUCAAUCACAUCGAUUACCCCCAGCCCUGUCCGCUUGAACCGCGCCACUCUGCUGUCGUUCCCAGUCCAGCGACGAUGGAACAGCACCGAGAACAAGGAGGAGGACUUGCCCAAAUCUGCCGACAAUGCUGACGAAGAGAGCACCUUGGAGCACGCCAUCUCAUCUGCCCAUGAGCAGCAAAGUACCAUGGGAGAAGCUGCUCGUUAUGAAGAAACCGAGACGGACACUGGGGAUCUCUCCAACGACGUUCCUACGCCCGUUGUACCCUUUGAGGAGCACAGAUUUGUUCCCAAGGAGUCUGUUUAUGUCGGCAAUCUUUUCUUCGACGUAACUGCAGAGGACCUGAAGGAGCGCAUGAGCGAGUACGGUGUCGUCAUGCACUCGAAGAUCAUCCAUGAUGGCCGUGGCCUGAGCAAGGGAUUCGGCUACGUCACCUUCGAAUCGGUAGACAGCGCAGCGCGCGCCAUCGCCGGAAUGAACCAGGCAUUCUACGAAGGACGCCGCACAAUUGUCCAAUAUGCCUCGGGCACGUUCCAAGCCUCGGAUGCGAAGCCAACCCGUCCUCCUUCCCGAACCCUUUUCGUCGGAAACUUGGCGUUUGACCUGACCGAUCGUGAGCUCAAUGACAUCUUCAAGAGCGUUCGCAACGUCAUCGAUGUGCGUGUCGCCGUCGACCGCAAGACUGGCCAGCCCAGAGGCUUUGCGCAUGCCGACUUCCUGGAUGUCGCCAGCGCUCAGGUUGCUGCUGAAGUCCUCGCCAGCAAGGCGCCCCAUGGCCGCCGUCUGAGAGUCGACUUUAGCGGCGGUCCCAAGCGCUCACAGACUGAUCAGCAUAAAGGUGAAAAGGAAGACGAAGACUUCUAA
Molecule: messenger RNA, 3507 nt
Organism: Talaromyces rugulosus
Lineage: Eukaryota; Fungi; Ascomycota; Eurotiomycetes; Eurotiales; Trichocomaceae
Exons: 10
Coding region: 1-3507 (1168 amino acids)
Biological process (GO): regulation of transcription by RNA polymerase II; DNA-templated transcription
Cellular component (GO): nucleus
Molecular function (GO): DNA-binding transcription activator activity, RNA polymerase II-specific; RNA polymerase II cis-regulatory region sequence-specific DNA binding; RNA binding
Source: RefSeq, a predicted model, not a curated record